AGAAUUCGCGCCUGCGCGUAACCUUCCCGCGAGGCUGCUUGGCGAAGGACCCCGCCCCCUGAGCCCAAGUGGCACGUCGCUGGUUGCCACGGAGACUGCGCUGUUUACUUCCCUUUUCAAUAAGAGUCGGGAGCUCCAGUUGGGGUUAGGAGGCUCCCAUCCAGAACUGGUGUAGUAGUUCUUCGUGGCGCUGAGGAUUUUGGAAACUUCGAAUGGCCAAACUACUGCAAUCUCCGCCCAAGUUCCUGCCCUCAGAGUGGCACAUUGCUAACAAGAACCAGUACCACAGAGCGGAGGCCCAAAGGUCUCGGUCCGAACGCCUGGUGGCAGAAAGCCAGAGGCUUGUGGAUGAAAUUGAAAAGACUACAAGAAAAUCUCAAAGCGACGUAAACAAAAAACUAGAACAGAGACUUGAGGAAGUCAGGUUCUGGAAGAAGGAGUUAGAUGACAAACUUGAGCAGCUUGUGUAUGUGACUGAAGAUCUACUCACAUAUAAGACCAGAUUGGAGAAAGCCCUGGAGAGCUUGAAAGAGCCCUUGCACAUCACUCAGACGUGCCUGGAAUAUAGGGAGAAGCGAGUUGGCAUUGACCUGGUGCAUGAUGAAGUGGAGCAGGAACUGGUAAAGGAGGCUGAGAUCAUCCGGGGGGUGAUGGCCCUGCUGACCCGCACCCUGGAGGAGACGACUGAGCAGAUUAGGUAUUAUCUUGAAAAGGAUUUGAAGGACAAGUUUGUGGCCCUGACCAUUGACGAUAUCUGCUUCUCACUCAACAACAACUCACCAAACAUCAAAUAUUCCGAGAAUGUCGUGAGGGUUGAACCAAACUCCGUGAGUCUAGAAGACUGGUUGGACUUCUCCAACACCAAUGUGGAGAAGGCUGACAAGCAGAGAAACAACUCCCUGACACUGAAGGCCCUGGUGGACCGAAUCCUGUCCCAGACGGCCAAUGACCUGCGCAAGCAAUGUGACGUGGUGGACACAGCAUUUAAGAAUGGCUUGAAGGAGACCAAGGAUGCCAGGGACAAGCUGGCUGUUCAUCUGGCCAAGGUCAUGGAAGAGAUUGCUUCCCAAGAGAAAAAUGUUACAGUUCUUGAAAAAGCCAUCCUUGACCAAGAAGGGCCUGCCAAGGUGGCUCAUACACGCCUGGAGACCAGGACAUAUCGGCCUAACGUGGAACUGUGUCGUGACGUGGCACAGUAUAGGUUGAUCAAGGAGGUUCAUGAGAUCACCCAUAAUGUUGCAAGAUUAAAUGAAACAUUAGCCCAAGCUCAGGUGGAGCUGAAAGGGCUGAAUCGCAGACAGCUUGCCCUGCAGGAGGAGAUCCAGGUCAAGGAGAACACCAUCUACAUCGAUGAGGUCCUGUGUAUGCCCAUGAGGAAGUCCAUCCCACUGCGGGAUGGGGAUGACCACGGGGAAUGGGCUGGGGGCCUCCGCCCUGAUGCUGUCUGCUAAAAGUAGGACUAGUUCAGAUUCUCAUUAAACCGUGUCGUAAAACAGUA
Molecule: messenger RNA, 1498 nt
Organism: Pteropus alecto (black flying fox)
Lineage: Eukaryota; Metazoa; Chordata; Mammalia; Chiroptera; Pteropodidae
Gene: TEKT1
Product: tektin 1
Exons: 8
Coding region: 213-1451 (412 amino acids)
Biological process (GO): cilium movement involved in cell motility; cilium assembly
Cellular component (GO): microtubule cytoskeleton; nucleus
Source: RefSeq, a predicted model, not a curated record